UGCCGUGUGGGCCCCCGUUGUUCGACUGCUGGUGUACGUGUAUGAAUGAAACACCUACAACAACGGUAGUAGUUGUGGAAACGUGAUUGAUCGUAGAAUUGCUGAUGUAGUUGAGCAGAGCUAAAUGAUCAAUGAAGAAACAAGUGGUUCGUUUGAGUUGUUUUCACCUGGACUAUGGAUUUAUCGAAAUUAAAAGUGUAGUUUAAUGUUAUCGCAAGUGCUAUUGAAUUGAAUGAUUUCCUAGCUAACAUCAAUAUUUAAACUCGUUGGGUUCUAAAAAGUGAAACGGAUCUCGGUGAAGAUUUCGUAUACGCCCUGUUCCAAAUCAUUCGCCGUAGGAACGAUCCAGAGAUACAACAUUCAGCAGCGAUGCAUCGUGUUUUGGUUGCAACCAUUCUAUUCGUCACAGUCUUAAAAACUGCCGUCGCCAUCGAGUGCUACGUAUGCAAUGGAACCGAUUCGGCCAGCCCAUUCCAGUGCAGCGAGUGGUUCGAACGUUUCGACAAGCCAGACUUAAAGCCACAGGACUGCUCCAAUGUGUACGGGGCCAAGUAUUGUAUCAAGCACAUCGGUCGCUUCGAAGCGCUUGGAAUCCUCUGUUAUCAAUGCUCGUCGGCACAUUCGAUGUACUGUUCCGACAUGCUGGUGGCGGACGAGGCGUCUCCGUUCAAGCCGGAAUCGUGCGAUCAUGUGUUCGAAGCGGAGUACUGCGUCAAAUCGACGGCGAUGCAUGGUGGCAUCGGAGCUAAGCGGUACUGUUCCUCACGUGACCUGGGCAACUAUUGCAACUACGUGCGCAAUCCUGGCGAUCAGAUGGAGUAUCGGUCCUGUAUUUUCACAUGCGACACUGAUGGCUGCAACAGCGGGAAUCGCUUAUACUCGAUGAAACAUUCUGCAACAUUAGGUCUGAUGGUACUACUAGUGUCGUUGAUCUACUACGUACGACAGUAGAGAUGAUUGUGCCAUGUACAACAUUCUAGGUUAAGUUUACGUUCUAUCCUUUGUAGGUGAUACAUGAACAGGUACAUUCCGUCCUCAGAAUAUAAUAGUUUAGAAUCUUUCGUUUCCUUGGAAUCUGUUCCAUGCUGGUGACUACUUUUUGUAAUAGAAUAUUGUGACUCAAAACAAUGUUUAUGUAACGUAUUGGAAAAGACAAUAAAUUUGAUA
Messenger RNA from Sabethes cyaneus, 1167 nucleotides. RefSeq names its product U-scoloptoxin(05)-Sm1a (gene bou). The record is from RefSeq and is a predicted model, not a curated record. Gene Ontology annotation, biological process: positive regulation of voltage-gated potassium channel activity; regulation of synaptic transmission, cholinergic; sleep. The transcript has 4 exons. Lineage: Eukaryota; Metazoa; Arthropoda; Insecta; Diptera; Culicidae. Bases 370 to 951 code for a protein of 193 amino acids.